AUGAGUGUGCGGACUUUUGCGGCCACGCUCGCCGGCAUCAGCUACUUCAUUACGAUUCCAUUCCUCAUCCUCGUCCUCAUCGGCAACACUCACAUCAAUCCCGUUCUCGACGACAUCUUCUUCUUCAAGCUCGACGUCUCUCACAUCAUCCCCAUAUCGGUCGAAAACUCAAAUCUGCUCAACUCUGUCGCGCGGAGCCUUGGUCUUCAUGACUUUUAUCAAGUUGGUGUGUGGAGCUAUUGUGAGGGAUACAAUGAUGAAGGCGUAACCUUUUGCUCGCCCCCAAAAUCCUUCUUCUGGUUUAAUCCCGUUGAAGUCCUCGUGGGCGAACUCCUCGCCGGCGCCAAAAUCGCCCUUCCCUCCGAAGUCGUCACAAUCCUCACCCUCCUCCGCAUCGGAUCCCAAGUCAUGUACGCCUUCUUCAUGUCCGGCAUCGUCCUCAACUUCGUCCUCCUGCUCGUCACGCCUCUCGUCCUCCGAACUCGAUGGUUCAGCCUCUUCACAUCCCUCGUCGGCGGCGUAGCGGGCAUCGUCCUCACAGUGGCCGCAAUCAUCGCCACCGUCAUCAGUGUUGCCGCCAAGAUUGCCCUCACGGCGCAGGAUCAGCUCAACAUCCAGUGCGAUAUUGGCGGCAAGAUGUUUGCCUUUAUGUGGAUCGCCGCCUUGUCGACGGAUUUCGCAUUCCUGCUGCAUGCCGCGAUGGGAUGCUGCUGCGCACCGGACAAGAGAAACGGGUCCAGAAUCGGAUCUCCCUCCGCAUCGACCAUGCAAGAGAAACACGACUCUUAUAUAUUACCCAACUUUGUUCGUCGGAGAAAGGGCAUGUCAGGAUGA
Trichoderma gamsii is the source of this 834-nucleotide messenger RNA. RefSeq lists its product as hypothetical. The transcript has 2 exons. The record is from RefSeq and is a predicted model, not a curated record. Gene Ontology annotation, cellular component: plasma membrane; cell cortex of cell tip. Gene Ontology annotation, biological process: fungal-type cell wall organization. Bases 1 to 834 code for a protein of 277 amino acids. NCBI's taxonomy places the organism in Eukaryota, Fungi, Ascomycota, Sordariomycetes, Hypocreales, Hypocreaceae.